GGUGUGCUGUGUCCCUCGGACACAGAGGAUCACCGAUCCAUGGAAAGAGGUGAAGAUGUCGGCUCGGUCAUGUGAUCAGCCGUGUCCAAUCACAGCUGAUCACAUCAGCGCCACCUGUCAGUGUCCAUCAGUGCCAGCUCUGUGCUCAUCCAUGCCACCUGCCAGUUCCCAUCAGUGCCACAUUUCAGUGCCCAUCAGUGCCACAUCAAUGCCACAUAUCAGUGCCCAUCUGAGCUGUCUUUCAGUGUCACCCAUCAGUGCCAGUCAGUGCCACCUAUCAGUGCUGCCAAUCAGUGCCGUCUAUCAGUGCCAGUCAGUGCCGCCUAUCGGUGCCAGUCAGUGCCGCCUAUUAGUGUGCAUCAGUGCCACCUAUCAGUGCCUGUCAGUGCUGCCUAUCAGUGCCGCCUAAUAGUGCCAGUCAGUGCAACCUAACAGUGCC
Messenger RNA from Staurois parvus, 439 nucleotides. The record is from the annotation of a GenBank genome assembly. NCBI's taxonomy places the organism in Eukaryota, Metazoa, Chordata, Amphibia, Anura, Ranidae.